Molecule: messenger RNA, 1303 nt
Organism: Heterocephalus glaber (naked mole-rat)
Lineage: Eukaryota; Metazoa; Chordata; Mammalia; Rodentia; Bathyergidae
Gene: Trappc6b
Product: trafficking protein particle complex subunit 6B
Biological process (GO): regulation of GTPase activity; endoplasmic reticulum to Golgi vesicle-mediated transport
Cellular component (GO): cis-Golgi network; TRAPP complex; trans-Golgi network
Source: RefSeq, a predicted model, not a curated record
CCUUUGGUCCUCCGGCUCGGUUCCCCCGGUGUGGUGUCCUCCUCGUACUGGGCCUUGGCGGGGGGGGGAGGGGGAGGCCUAGGGCAAUUUUCAGUCUCCUAGCAACGGGUGACGGAGCCGCAGUCUAGGGGAGUGCGGUGCCAGCCUCGCAGCUGCGGCGCUGGCCGGAAUCACCGGCCCGGCCCAAACGAGAGCUGAAACCCGGAGCGCGGAAUAGGCGGAAAUGGCGGACGAGGCGUUGUUUUUGCUGCUCCAUAACGAGAUGGUGGCCGGAGUGUACAAAUCCGCGGAGCAGGGGGAGGUGGAAAAUGGGCGAUGUAUUACUAAGCUGGAAAACAUGGGGUUUCGAGUGGGACAAGGAUUGAUAGAAAGGUUUACAAAAGAUACUGCAAGGUUCAAGGAUGAGUUAGACAUCAUGAAGUUCAUUUGUAAAGAUUUUUGGACUACAGUAUUCAAGAAACAAAUCGACAAUCUAAGGACAAAUCAUCAGGGCAUCUAUGUACUUCAGGACAACAAAUUUCGUCUGCUUACUCAGAUGUCUGCAGGAAAACAGUAUUUAGAACAUGCAUCUAAGUAUCUAGCCUUUACAUGUGGCUUAAUCAGAGGUGGUUUAUCAAACUUGGGGAUAAAAAGUAUUGUAACUGCCGAAGUGUCUUCAAUGCCUGCUUGCAAAUUUCAGGUGAUGAUACAGAAGCUGUAAACAUACUGAAAUGCAAGACUUCUACAGUGUAAAGACAAAUUAUUCCCAUGUAAGCAUUUUAAAUAAUGAUGUAACUACAUUGCUGGAUGUUUGUACAGGAGUAAGGGUGUAUUUUAUCAAUUUAAUGCAGACUAAGUUAAAGCAGAUAAAAGGUCAUUCUACCAUGGCAUAAACUUUAAUGAAACUAUUCAAAAUGGAAACUUGAUUUCAAAUAACUGGACACCAAAAUGCAUUCUAAAUAUUUUUAUUUACUUAGAGUGAUAACCACAGAUGGAACUUAGGUUCUGUUGAAGUGGCAUAAAGAAAAGUAUGCCCCAGUCAGGAUCAUUUGUGUUAAGGAUGACUGAUGUUAGAUAAAGUGUGAAUCUAUUUUAGUUAUUUUUAAAAAGCAAACAGUACACUAAAUUAAGUUUAACUUUUUAUUUUGUUGCUUGUAAUUUAUUUUUAUGACUGUAUAAGGAUUUGCUAUAUACAUUUCGUGUACAUGUGUGAAUACAGAUAUAAAUACAAAAUGACCUUAAAUUGCUUGAAAACUUAAUUUCAUUUUAAUACGUUUUCAUAGUUGAGAGCGCCGUAGAUGUAAUAAAAGUGAAAUACAGAUUA